AUGAGUCUUCUCAAAGAGCGAAAACCGAAGAAGCCGCAUUACAUCCCAAGGCCUCCAGGAAAGCCCUUCAAGUAUAAAUGUUUCCAGUGUCCCUUCACGUGCAACGAGAAGUCUCAUCUUUUUAAUCACAUGAAGUAUGGUCUCUGUAAAAACUCUAUUACUUUAGUAUCAGAGCAAGAUCGAGUUCCCAAGUGCCCUAAAUCUAAUUCAUUAGACUCUCAGCAAACCAACCAGCCAGAUCCCACAGCUAAGCCAGCCUCUUCCAAGUCUACGACAAAUGGACUCUCCAACUUUGACUCAAAGCUUCAACUCAGCUUUGCGAAGGAUGAUGUCAGGGAAAACCAGGAGCCGCAGCCUCGGGGAACCCACAAGUGCCCAGGACAGAAGCCAGCACUCCAUAAGGAAACAGCACCCCUGAGCCCAGCUCCAGAAGCCGCCCUGGGGGCCCAGCCUGUGCUGGAAGGCAUGGCUCGGCCUUCAGCAUUUGUCCCAGUCGGAGAACACAGACUUAAAGGGCCCGAGAGCGCUGAGGCCCCUGAAAUGCUGGCUUUAACCAACCCCACUGCCAAAACCGCCUCCUUCCACACCAAGUCUGCAUUCCACACUCCUGGCUACCCCUGGAAAGCUGGCUCACCCUUCCUCCCACCUGAGUUUCCACAUAAAAUCCCAUCAACAAAGGGGUUCGGAGCCAUUUCCCCUUAUGUGCACCCCACAAUCCCAGAGUACCCGCCUCACUUUUACUCAGAGCAUGGACUAGCCACCAUCUACUCACCCUACCUGCUGGCCGGAAGCCCGCCUGAGUGUGACACACCUCUGCUGUCCGUCUAUGGGGCCCCAGAUCAAAGACACUUCCUGCCUCACCCCGGGCCAAUCCCCAAGCACCUGGCUCCAUCCCCAUCAACAUAUGACCCUUACAGACUUUUCCAGCAGUACCACUCUAACCUGCCAAUUCCUUAUGGGUUUUACAGACCAGAGUCCACGUUUCCCUCCUAUGGUCUCAGACUACCACCUGUCACCGGCAUUACACGAGAUGAAAGCUCUCACCUGCUGGAAGAGCCCUCCCUGGUCUACCCAGCCUCAAGUCCUUCCAAGUUAAACCCUUCAAACUCUCACAAAAAGCACACUGAGUUUGAGAAAGAAAAUCCAACUCCCGAGGCUGAAGAUCCUUCUGAAGAUGGGCAAAGGGAUACAGAAGGGGCCAAAAUGAGCCCCCGAGCUGGCAGCGCAGCCACAGGCUCCCCGGGAAGGCCAAGUCCCACCAGCUUCCCACAGACAAGCCAGACCUGCGACGGCCUGUGCGACCUCUCCAACAAGGCGGCCCCAGGUGCCCUGGGAAGACCCCGUCCACCCCAGCAGAGCCCCACAGCCUUCAAACCUAUCAGGAAAAGCACAGAAUGCCCUCAUGCAGACAGAGCAGAGUCUCCAGAAAGCCUCAAUGCUGUGAACGAAGACCUUUCCGCUCAGACAGGAAGCACCUCUCUUGUCAUGGAGGCCGCACCUUCCAGCCCAGAGCAUGGCUCCAGAACAGGCCCCCUCAACCUCUCCAAGAAAUCAGAGACAAAGCUGGCAGCCACUCUCAGACCUGUGUGCCCAGGAAGCACCCAUGCAGAAGCCCCGCCCUUCUCAGAGCUGCAGGACCUGCCCCUCAAUCUCUCAGUGAAGGACCCCUGCAACGCCUGGACUCCCAGGCCUGCCUUCCCUAGCCCACCACAAGGAGCAGAACUCGCUGCUGCUGCUCAAAAAACUGAAACAGAAAGUUCUGGAGACAGGCCAAGCCACACCGAGCCAAAGCACAAUGGCUUCAACACCAAGGAGGCCCUGUUGACGAGCCCCAGCGAGAAGGCCCCAUCCGCACAUGCAGUGGACACCAGUGACGAGCAGAAGCAGACAGCAGCUGUGGCCCUGUGUCAGCUGGCAGCCUACAGCCCCAGGAACAUACAGGUGGGCGAUGGGGAGCCCACAGCCCAGGAGUUUACCUGCCAGCAAGACACACCCCCUCUCAGUUCCAAGGAAAACCAGGAGGCUCAGAGUGACCUCAGACCCAAAGGACAAAAGAGAACAAGUCAACGGGAUGCAGGAAAAUCCCAACAGGGAACUAAAAAAAUGAAGGCCAAUGACACAGUGAGAGUGUUCACCCUCCGAAAAAGAACACGGGUGUCUUAA
Galeopterus variegatus (Sunda flying lemur) is the source of this 2163-nucleotide messenger RNA. RefSeq names its product zinc finger protein 750 (gene ZNF750). Gene Ontology annotation, biological process: epidermis development; positive regulation of transcription by RNA polymerase II. The transcript has 2 exons. The coding region runs from base 1 to 2163 and encodes 720 amino acids. The record is from RefSeq and is a predicted model, not a curated record. Gene Ontology annotation, molecular function: DNA-binding transcription activator activity, RNA polymerase II-specific; RNA polymerase II cis-regulatory region sequence-specific DNA binding; promoter-specific chromatin binding. Lineage: Eukaryota; Metazoa; Chordata; Mammalia; Dermoptera; Cynocephalidae. Gene Ontology annotation, cellular component: nucleus.